Phaeoacremonium minimum UCRPA7 is the source of this 1611-nucleotide messenger RNA. RefSeq names its product putative rho-gtpase-activating protein 8 protein. The record is from RefSeq and is a predicted model, not a curated record. The transcript is spliced from 4 exons. Gene Ontology annotation, molecular function: GTPase activator activity. Gene Ontology annotation, biological process: cytoskeleton organization; small GTPase-mediated signal transduction. Bases 1 to 1611 code for a protein of 536 amino acids. Gene Ontology annotation, cellular component: cytoplasm; division septum; cell division site. Lineage: Eukaryota; Fungi; Ascomycota; Sordariomycetes; Togniniales; Togniniaceae.
AUGCCGAGCUUCGCAGAUUCUUUCUGGUCAAAUGACUACGCCGCAGGACUUGGUGUCCUGUUCGGCAAGCUCCAGCAAGGAGUGAUUGAGAAUCGCCAGGUUCUGACGAUCGCUCGGAUGCGCGCUGAGGCUGAAGAGGUCUACGGUCAGCGCUUGGCAGAUAUUGCCCCUGCCGUUGAUAAGAUACAAGGUGGUUUUGCUCGCGAUGAUGGAGCCAGCGUGCGGAAGGCUUAUGAUGGAGUCCGCACUGAGAUGGAGGAUGCGGCCAGGAACCACCGAAAGAUCGCGCAGAAUAUCCGAGACUUAGUCGUCAACCCUUUCUCACGAUGGUGCGAGGCUCACGAAUCGCGUAUACAAGACUCUCAAGAUGAGCUGCAAUCGAGGAUCAAGGCGCACGAUCGUCAAGCCGAAACGGUCAAGAAGCUACGCAGCAACUACUUCAACAAAUGUCGUCUCGUUGAAGAUAUCGAGGAGGAGAAUAAGCUCGCGUUCCAAGAUCCAGAGACCAGUCCCAAGCCGAACAUCCCUGAAAUAAAGGUGUCGCAGACACAAACCAAGGAGGAAGAAUACGACGAUGACGAGCCUUACGAGAUCGGCGACGAAACGUAUCAAGCAGACCAGGUUAAGAAGAUACUCGCGCACAUGUUGAACAACAUCAAGAUGCAGGAAACCAAAGUAGCCAUAUUGGGCACCUACUUGAAUACCUCUGCGGGCUCGGACAUCGUCGAAUACCUUCAGCGCCACAUGGGAACCACUAGCGUCAGUUAUGCCGAGAGAAUCGGCCAGGACCUUAUUACAAACGGUUUCUUGAGGCUUGUUGGCAAUGUUGGCAAUACGUUUGCAAAUAGCUCUAGAAUGUUUUACCAGUGGCGGCCUAAGGCUUUCCAAAUGUCCGGCAUCCCAGAGAAGAAACAGCCCCUUGGUAGGACGUUCUCUCUCCCCGCCUCAAAUGCAUCAGAAGCUGGCGAUUCCCCGGUCGUGGGUACGGUCACUGAAUACCUGGCAAACUGGAAUGUUCUAAACAACCAGCAUCCAAAUGAAACGCCUUCACAACGCCUGCGACGUGAGGCUAGGGAAUCAGAUGAGAAGUACAAACAAAGCGUGCGCAAGCUGGACGAGAUGCGCAGCGAGCUUGAAGAGGCAAUUUUCGUUCAUCUGAAAUUUCUCGAGCGUUGCGAGCUUGAUCGCCUCAAGGCAAUCAAAACCGUCCUUCUUGAUUUCUCGGGUACUAUCAGCAAUGUGAUCCCCAGCUUCCAGGCAACGGUUGACAACAUGAUGUUGUUCCAAGAGACGAUUCAACCUCUAGGCGACCUGCGAUACCUUCUCGAGAAUUACCGGACUGGUAGUUUCGCUCCCAAGGUUGUGGUGUACGAGAACUACUACAACAGAAUUGAUGAGCAGACUUUCGGCGUUGACUUAGAGGCUCGUGCAAGAGCAGAUAAGAAGCGUGUCCCAAUCAUUGUGACGACAAUCUUGACCUACCUUGAUCAUCAUUAUCCUGAUCUUGAAGGCGAUGAGGCCAGACGAGGAGUUUGGCUUGUCGACGUGCCAUUGGCUCAAACACAUAAGCUAAGGGCGAAGUUGGAUCUACUCAACGGCCGCGAGCCAUAA